CCUGGCUGAUCGGGCGAAGAAGAAGCCCUUUCCCCGGCGAGGCUAGCUAUGGCACCGGCGGGGAUCCAGCGAGCGGCUUCGCUCUGGUUCUUUCUGGGCGCCUCCUGGGUCUGGCUGGGUUUCCCGAUGGGCGCAGCAGGAUUGGCUGAUGGUGCUCAGAGGCCUGUCGGUGAUGUUGAUCAUCAAGGCUUCAAUAUUCUCUUCGUGAUUGCGGAUGACUUGCGUCCCGUCUUGGGGUCUUACGGGGACUCCCUGGUGAGAUCACCCAACAUUGAUCAGCUGGCCUCCAGGAGUGUGGUGUUCCAGAAUGCUUUUGCGCAGCAAGCUGUCUGUGCCCCAAGCAGGGUCUCCUUCCUCACAGGCCGCAGACCUGAUUCCACCAGGCUGUACGACUUUAACUCGUACUGGCGAACCCACGCAGGAAACUACACCACCUUGCCGCAGUACUUCAAGGAGAACGGCUACAUCACCGUGUCCAUUGGGAAGAUUUUUCACCCAGGCAUCUCCUCCAACCACAGUGACGAUUAUCCGUACAGUUGGUCUUUUCCAGCUUUCCAUCCAUCUUCUGAAAAAUACGAAAACACGAAGGUUUGCAAAGGCAAAGACGGAAAGCUCCAUGCUGACUUGAUCUGCCCUGUGGAUGUUGCCGAGAUGCCCGAGGCGACUUUGCCAGAUAUCCAGAGCACCGAGGAGGCCAUCCGUUGGUUGAAGACUCUGAAAAGAAUCAAGAGGAAGUUUUUUCUGGCUGUCGGCUAUCAUAAGCCCCACAUCCCGUUCAGAUUCCCUCGGAAAUUUCUCAAAUUGUACCCGUUGGAGAAUGUCACCUUGGCUCCCGAUCCAGCAGUUCCUAAAAAACUUCCUUCCGUCGCUUACAAUCCCUGGAUGGACCUGCGGAAGAGAGAGGACGUUGUGGCUUUGAACCUCAGUUUCCCUUACGGGCCUGUUCCAGAACACUUCCAGCGGAAAAUUCGCCAGAGUUAUUUUGCCUCCAUUUCCUAUGUCGAUACGCUGGUGGGAAAGUUGCUGAAUGCCCUGGAUGAGACACAGCUAUCUCACAACACAGUGGUGGUUUUCACCGCAGAUCACGGCUGGUCGCUGGGCGAACAUGGCGAGUGGGCGAAAUACAGCAACUUCGACGUAGCUACACGAGUGCCGUUGAUGUUCUACGUGCCAGGAGUGACAACUCCGAUCUCUGAUCCGGGACAGAAAGUUUUCCCAUUCAUGGAUCCCUUCGCUCAAGAUUCCUGCUCUGGGCUCCAAGGAAAACCCAAAGAAAUGGUUGAGUUGGUGUCCCUCUUCCCAACGCUUGCAGAACUGGCUGGACUGACCAUUCCUCCUGCUUGCCCUCAGCCUUCCUUUCACGUCCCUCUUUGUAGUGAAGGAAAGAGCUUGGUUCGGUACUUCCGGUCCUCCGGUGGAGGGAUGGAGAACCAUGGUUCCAAACGAAAAGAAACCCCCGUUGCCUUCAGCCAGUAUCCGCGACCCGGUGACACCCCUGCACCGAAUUCUGAUUUGCCGUUACUUCAAGAUAUAAGAGUCAUGGGCUAUUCCAUCCGUACGGCCGAUUACAGGUGUACUGUCUGGUUUGGCUUUAAUCCCAGCAACUUCACAAUCGACGUGAAGGACAUCCACGGGGGAGAGCUGUAUUUUGAAAAAAGCGAUCCCAACGAAGAUCAUAACCGGUACAACGAAGUCCUGCCUGGAUCCCCCGUUCCAAAGCUUUGCCAUCUCGUCGAUUAUUUGAAACUGGGAUCCACUUCAAUUCAGUGAGCCUCUGCUAAGGAAUUGACCUCCACCUGGCUUGUAUAUACGUCAUGCUUUGUGUUAUACACAAAGACGCCUCCAAGAAUGACCGUUUUUGUAUCAAAAGGUUUUAAAUGCUGAUAUUAGAAUAAAUUUGAAGAUGUAUGCGCUCCUUAAAAGAAA
Molecule: messenger RNA, 1926 nt
Organism: Ahaetulla prasina
Lineage: Eukaryota; Metazoa; Chordata; Lepidosauria; Squamata; Colubridae
Gene: IDS
Product: iduronate 2-sulfatase
Exons: 9
Coding region: 49-1770 (573 amino acids)
Molecular function (GO): iduronate-2-sulfatase activity
Source: RefSeq, a predicted model, not a curated record